Molecule: messenger RNA, 384 nt
Organism: Suillus subalutaceus
Lineage: Eukaryota; Fungi; Basidiomycota; Agaricomycetes; Boletales; Suillaceae
Exons: 4
Coding region: 1-384 (127 amino acids)
Cellular component (GO): nucleus; cytoplasm
Molecular function (GO): zinc ion binding
Source: RefSeq, a predicted model, not a curated record
AUGUUAAAGGUGGAAGAUGGAGACGACCUGAGCCGCGACAUACUUAAAAGUGACACGGGUGGUCUCAGCAUACCGGAGAUAGAUCUCGUUCUUCACCCCGGGACACACCAAAAAGUAUUUAACACGGGAGAUUCUGGGGUCGCAGAUGUCGAUGAUAAAGCUGGGUUCCAGGAGUUCUUGAGAAAGCUUAAGCAGGUCAAGAACGCCGAGAUACCAUUCACUUUGAUCCUGGAUGACCCUCUGGCGAACUCAUACGUGCGGAAUUUGUAUGCACCUGAUCCAGAUCCAAAUAUGGAGGUCGUCGCAUACGAGCGAACGUGGCAACAGAAUGAAGAUCUUGGAUUGAACGAUAUAAUAUGGAUUCGUAUAGCGGCGAUGAUAUGA